Messenger RNA from Lacerta agilis (Sand lizard), 2598 nucleotides. RefSeq names its product immunoglobulin superfamily member 11 (gene IGSF11). Gene Ontology annotation, cellular component: cell-cell junction. The coding region runs from base 191 to 1504 and encodes 437 amino acids. Gene Ontology annotation, molecular function: ionotropic glutamate receptor binding. The transcript has 7 exons. Gene Ontology annotation, biological process: homophilic cell-cell adhesion. NCBI's taxonomy places the organism in Eukaryota, Metazoa, Chordata, Lepidosauria, Squamata, Lacertidae. The record is from RefSeq and is a predicted model, not a curated record.
AGGAGCCGGAGCGGCUCGCUGCUGCAGCGGGAGCCGCCCCGGCUCGGAGCUCCGCUUGGCCGGGCUGCGGAGCGGUGAGGCACCUGGAGCCCCUCGGGGGGCGCCCGCUAGGCGAGCUGCCUGCCAGCCGAGGAAGCGCCGUCGGCCGCUGACCGAGGUGCCCUCGCCAGCUGCUCUCCCCGCGCCCGGCAUGACUUGCAAGGGCUCGUCGGGCUGGGGGCUUUGGGUGGCCCCUUUGGCGGCGCUGCUGUCUCUGAGAGGUCUAGUGAGUCCCCUAGAAGUGUUCAUGAACACAAGGAGUGUUGAAGUUGCUCGGGGCCAGACGGCGGUCCUGCCCUGUACUUUUACCACCAGUGCUGCGCUUAAUAACCUUAACGUCAUCUGGAUGGUCACGCCACUCUCCAAUGCCAACCAACCUGAACAGGUUAUUAUUUACCAGGGGGGUCAGAUUUUUGAUGGUGCACCCCAGUUUUAUGGGCGAGUGGGGUUUGCAAUGACGAUGCCAACCACCAGUGCCUCCAUCUUCAUCAACAACACCCAGCUGUCAGACACUGGGACUUACCAGUGUUUGGUCAACAAUCUACCAGACCGAGGUGGCCGGAAUAUUGGAGUCAUUGGGCUCAACGUCUUGGUUCCUCCAUCUGCCCCAGUCUGCAGAAUUCAGGGCUCCUUGAACAUUGGCAGUGACAUCACGCUGACGUGCAGUUCAGAAGAAGGCAUCCCUCGGCCAACCUAUUACUGGGAAAGACUGGACAGUGCUCCCAAGCUGCCCCCGGCAGCCACACAAGACCAAGUUCAGGGUACAGUCAUUCUGCGCAAUAUUAGCACUGUGUCAUCAGGACGUUACCAGUGUGUGGCUUCUAAUGUCAUCGGAAGCAGCACUUGUUCUCUUGAGGUUCAAGUGAUUACACCUCACCCCCGGAGCUUUGGCCUGAUUGCUGGAGCUGCAGCUGCAGGGGUCUUGGUGCUCAUCAUCUGCAUUACCGUGGUGGCUGUGACACUCUUUUACUGGAAGAACAAACACAAGGAGGAAGAGGAGGAGGAAAUUCCUAAUGAGAUAAGGGAGGAUGAUCUGCCACCCAAAUGCUCUUCAUCCACAAAAGCAUUCCAUGGCGAUGCUUCAUCCUCGGAGAACGACACUCUCACAUCAUCCAACACCUACAACAGCCGGUACUGGAAUGACCCCAAAGCAAACCAUGCCACAGACUCCUUUGCUCGCCUCAACAACGAUGCGCGCCAGCCCUUCUCCCGCUCUGGAAGCACCAGCGCCCGCCCUGUCUAUGCCAAUGGAGGCCACCCAGCCCCCCCUCCACCCAAGACAUUGGUGGUGACAACCAAUACAGCCCCCUCCCCACAGGAGAUGGCCAGAAGCAAUGGCUCAGUGAGCCGCAAGCCAAGACCGCAGCACACACGGUCCUACGCCGUGAGCCAGGCAACGCUGGAAAGGAUAGGUGCGGUGCCGGUCAUGGUGCCGGCGCAGAGCCGAGCCGGCUCUUUGGUGUAGGAAGUGGGCAUGGUUCUGAGGAAAACAAGGACCUGUUGCACUGAGUGGGGGUGAAGACCUGGCCAAAACAAGAGACCCUCCUCUUCCUCCCUGAAAUGCGUUGAAGGGGAACAUCAAGCCUCUCCUCUGUGUCUUUCCCCCACCCCAGUCACUCCCACUGGUGUGUGAUGGUCCCCUCCCCUUGCUUCCCACCACCCUUUUUAUGAUCUCAGGGGUCCUCAGCUGUGGCUGGAUGUGCCAAGGCCAAAGGGAGGGGCACACAAGGCGUCACAGGGGGACGAUGCCACACUUGGUUUACUAAGAUCUACCUAAUGAGGCCCCCUCAAGGAUGGCCAGUGAGGUGGGGUUCAGAGGGCCCCAUAGUCAGCAGAAGGGCCAUUAGCAGGGAGGACUACUCAACAGCCUUAUGGAUGGCAUAUUGGCUGCUUGGCUCAAAACAGAUGACGAAGCUGGGGGGUGGGGCAUGGAAAGAUGCUGGUCAAGCCAAGCUGGUCUCAGAGGGACAGAGAGAGAGAGAAUCACAAGACAAGGGAGGAGGGGCAGAUUGGGAAUUGGUUUGAGGGUUAUAUUUUAUUCUUUAGUUUGUUCUUGCCACCCCCUCCUGCUUUCUCCUUUCCCCAGACUGGAUGUUCUCUUCCCCAUCCAUCCGGCCCCAACCUUGCACUAGUUUUUUUGGAUGCUUCCAGCAACCCCUUCUUACCUCCAUGGAAACCGUUGUGAGUCAGUCCGGCAUUGUUCCCCAACAAGCUGCUUGGCGCCAGAAUGUGCUGCUGCUGCUGCUGCUGUUUCGCUGUUGUUGAGAGGAGGGAUUUGUGGGGGGAGGCAGUAACGGUGCUGGUUGGAAUGCUGAAGCCUCCGUUACUUAUUGAGGGCUGUGCUGUGUUUUACAGGCGUGUGGCUGGCAUUUUGCAAAGAGCUGAGCUUCAGCGCCUUUGGCGUUUGCAUGGCAGGGUCCGUCUCCUCCUCACUCACCCCAUAGGGCUGUUUGGGUCUGGCUUGCAUGGCCAGUUGAACAUUCACACAUUUGAGGCUUCACAUUUAACCUUCCUUUUCUUGGAUCUUUGGGGCUUAUUAUAGUAAAGGGAGCAGGGAAA